Molecule: messenger RNA, 825 nt
Organism: Pistacia vera
Lineage: Eukaryota; Viridiplantae; Streptophyta; Magnoliopsida; Sapindales; Anacardiaceae
Product: putative disease resistance protein At3g14460
Exons: 2
Coding region: 1-825 (274 amino acids)
Source: RefSeq, a predicted model, not a curated record
AUGGAGUUUUGUGAGCGGAAAAAGAGGGAAAGGGGACGUUUGGUGCCGACAACUCCUGGAGGAGGGGUAUCAUGUGAAGAUUAUGAAUUAGCCCUCGAAGCCUUACUACCACCUCCAAAAUUAGAGUGGCUGAAGAUAGAACACUACAGAGGCAACACUUUUCCCUCCACUUGGAUCACGUCAUUAACCAAGCUGAAGUCUUUAAUUCUUGGGAAUGUUUCCAAUUGUAAGAAUUUGCAUCCAUUGGGGAAACUGCCAUCCCUUGAAAGAUUAUAUAUACUUUCAAUGAACAAUGUGAAAAAAGUGGAUAAUGUGUUUUGGGGAAUGGAAAGUGGAACCUCUUCGUCAUCUUCAUCCUCUUAUUUCUUCCCCAAAUUGGAAAUACUUGAAUUUCGGUAUAUGUACCCAUGGAAGGAGUGGGACAACGACAAUGCAAAGAAGGGAGAAGAUAAGGAACAUAUUAAAUUCAUGCCUUGUCUCGCUGCCUUGCGAAUUUUUUCCUGCCCCAGUUUAAAGGCACUUCCAGACAGCCUUCUCCAGAGAACAACACUCAAAGAAUUGAUCAUUGAAUUCUGUGAUAUUCUACGUGAACGAUACAAAGAGGGAACAGCAGAGGACUGGCACAAGAUCUCUCACAUCCCUAAAAUCAGAAUAGAAGGAGGUAAUAUAGUCUUUGAUUUAUCCAUACUUCUUGUUACUCCUGAUUUCAGUGCUAGUAAUCAGGAUUUAAUGCAUUGCGGUCUACAACAGAGAAGAGCAAAAUGUGAGCAGCGGAAGAAGAGAAGAACAUUUGCAGUAAUGGCUUUCACUUUAUCAUCUAUUUGA